Messenger RNA from Juglans regia (Persian walnut), 892 nucleotides. RefSeq lists its product as uncharacterized. Gene Ontology annotation, cellular component: membrane. Gene Ontology annotation, biological process: protein ubiquitination. The coding region runs from base 86 to 742 and encodes 218 amino acids. The transcript has 7 exons. The record is from RefSeq and is a predicted model, not a curated record. NCBI's taxonomy places the organism in Eukaryota, Viridiplantae, Streptophyta, Magnoliopsida, Fagales, Juglandaceae. Gene Ontology annotation, molecular function: ubiquitin-protein transferase activity; zinc ion binding.
AGAGAGAAACAGAGACACGGAGUAAGAAAGAGAUUUUUUGAAAUAAGAGAGAGAAGGAGAGAAAGAAGGCCGUGAAAACAAAAAAAUGGGAGAAGUUGUGUUGUUUGUGGAUGCUUUGAAAUCAAAGUAUGCAAUUUCAUACUGUAGAAUUUGCCAUGAAGAAGAAGUAGAGAGCUGUAAGAGCUUGGAAGCUCCCUGUUCUUGUUCAGGAACUGUUAAGUUUGCACACAGAGAUUGCAUACAGAGGUGGUGCAACGAGAAGGGAAACACAACCUGUGAAAUAUGUCUCCAGGAAUAUAAACCAGGAUACACUGCACCUUCAAAGAAGUCUCAGUUGAUUGAUGCAGCAGUCACUAUUAGAGAUAGCCUACAAAUUCCAAGAAGAGAGCAAGAGGUGACGAUUCCAAGAUUGGCGACCGGAAGUGAGUACUUGCAGUGCACUUCUGCUGCAGAUAGAAGCGCAUCUUGCUGUCGAUCAUUGGCCCUGACUUUUACAGUAAUCCUGCUUGUGAGACAUUUGUUUGCUGUGCUUAGUGGUGGAGCAGAAGAUUACCCCUUCACACUUCUUACUGUACUUAUUUUAAGGGCUAGUGGAAUUAUCCUUCCUAUGUUGAUAUUGAUGAGAACAAUUACAGCAAUUCAAAAUAGCAUCCGGAAACAAUAUGAGGAUUCUGAUGAUGACACCUCAAAUCUGGAUGGAGACAAUGAAGAAGAUGAACAGCAGCAGCAGCAUGCAGUCUAAGGCUACUCCUAAUGUAUAUAUAAUCUACUUCAGUUGAAUUUGCAUCUGAGCAUUAUAUCAGUGCUCAUUUUGUCAUAACUCCCCUGUUUUUUUGGGGUACAAAAGAAAAGGAAAAAAAAAAAAAAAAGAAGAUUAUUUCUUGAAAAAUAA